Messenger RNA from Heterobilharzia americana, 381 nucleotides. The record is from the annotation of a GenBank genome assembly. Lineage: Eukaryota; Metazoa; Platyhelminthes; Trematoda; Strigeidida; Schistosomatidae.
AUGGUUCCAAUGAUUGUUAUUGGUAGCUGGAUAAAUUGGGCAUUCUCAGGUUUCUUGACCACAAAAGUCCCAUUUCCGCUAACUUAUCGAUUUAAACCUAUGCUUCAAAGAGGUUGUGAAUCGCUUACUUCUCUGGACGCAUCCUGCUCUGCGUCAUGGUAUUUCCUUAACAUAUUCGGCCUUCGGAGUGUGUACGGUUUAGUACUUGGUUCGGAUAAUGCGGCCGAACAGCCCAUAAUGUUAUCAGAUCAUCAGGUACCUACACCGCAAGGUCCACAGGAUAUGCAAAAAGCCUUCAAAGCAGAGUGGGAAGCAUUGGAGAUAGUCGACCAUCAAUGGGCGCUAACAGACUGUGAAAUGAGGCUGCUUAACAGAUCAUAA